Postia placenta MAD-698-R-SB12 is the source of this 924-nucleotide messenger RNA. RefSeq lists its product as hypothetical. The coding region runs from base 81 to 827 and encodes 248 amino acids. The record is from RefSeq and is a predicted model, not a curated record. The transcript has 7 exons. Lineage: Eukaryota; Fungi; Basidiomycota; Agaricomycetes; Polyporales; Adustoporiaceae.
CUCACAGCAUAGGAGCAUUAGCAUACCUUCCAGAAUCAGCUCACUGACAUAAAUCAGUCACAAGGAACACGUUGCUCGGGAUGACGAAAGUGGCCAUUGUAACUGGCGCGUCCUCUGGUAUUGGAAGAGCGAGUGCCAUCGCGUUAUCCAAAGCGGGAUGGUCCAUUGUCCUCUUUGCUAGGCGCAUCGACGACCUCAAUGAGACGAAAUCGCUAUGUAUAGACUCCGAGAAGGUUCAUGUCGUCCAGGGCAAUGUCACUGAUGAGGAAGACGUGGCGAAACUUUUCCAGACUACGAUCAAUCAUUUCGGCCGUCUGGAUGUUUUAUUCAAUAAUGCAGGCAUCAGCGCGCGCGCGAUUCCCAUCGAAGAAAUGCCGCUAUCCCAGUUCCAGAACAUCGUCAACGUAAACCUCAUCGGCAACUUUCUCUGCACACGCGAGGCAAUCAAAAUCUUCAAGUCGCAAACACCCCAAGGUGGACGCAUCAUCAACAAUGGCUCGAUCUCCGCAUAUACGCCGCGCCCGCAUUCAGCGCCGUACACUGCGACCAAGCACGCGGUGCUUGGAAUGACGAAGUCCACUCUUCUCGAUGGCAGGAACUUUAAUAUCACCUGUACCCAAAUCGAUAUCGGCAAUGCGCAGACCGACAUGGCGGGCAGCCACUCCGGGGGUGCGUUGCAGCCAAACGGGCAGGUCGUGCCCGAGCAUAUGAUGGACGUCACGCAUGUGGGAGAGGCGGUGGCCUACAUCGCUGACUUACCUCUCGGAGUGACGGUGCUGACCUUCAAUAUAAUGGCUACGCGCAUGCCGUUUGUCGGGAGAGGAUGAUGUAAGGCCAAAGGCACAGUAACUUGAAAGAGCACGUGUACUACCAUGACACCAACCCAUGUGUAGUGUCACCAGAAUUGAGUCGCUGCAUCUCGUA